ACCACCCUCCUCGUGGCCCUCAAGCCGGAGGAGCGGAAGCGAGAGGAGGAGCCCACCGCCCUCACCCCGAGCGUCUCCAAGACCUACCAGCAGCUAUGGCGUAUCCUCAAGCUCCCUCCCGUGCGCUCCAUGUGCCUGGUGCUCCUGACCGUCAAGGCGGGCUUCGCCGUCACGGACGCCGCCACCAACCUGAAGUUGAUCGAGUACGGGAUGCCCAAGGAGGAGAUUGCCCUCAUGUCUCCGCUCCUCAUCCUCACGGGUAGGGCGCCAUACCCCCCUCACCCCACCCUUCCUGCCCUUCCCUUUCUUUCUCUUUCCCCUCCCUCCUUUCCGCCUUCUCCUCCCCCUCCUCUUCUUGACCCUUCUCCUUCCCCCCCCCCAUCC
Nannochloropsis gaditana CCMP526 is the source of this 384-nucleotide messenger RNA. RefSeq names its product acetyl-coenzyme a transporter 1. The record is from RefSeq and is a predicted model, not a curated record. Gene Ontology annotation, cellular component: membrane. The transcript is spliced from 2 exons. The annotation marks the transcript as partial. Gene Ontology annotation, molecular function: acetyl-CoA transmembrane transporter activity.